GAACAACCACUAAAAGUGAGGGGCACAAAUUGUAAUUAGCUAAGAUCCUAUUCGGAACCGAUGCCUGGCAAAUAUUGAUGUUGCCCUCCUUCCUACGUUGCUUGCUGCUCCCAGAAAAUCCAUCUCUCAGCUUCUACUGCAAAGAUGAAGAAGGAAGACACAGUGAAGCUGAUCAGCGCAGAGGGGUUCGAGUUCGUGAUCCACAAAGACGCCGCCAUGGUCUCUCAGACCAUCCGCAACAUGCUCACUUCUCCAGGGAGUUUUGCUGAAACGGAGCACGGCGAGGUGACGUUCCCGGAGAUCAGCACCCCCAUUCUUGAGAAGAUCUGCAAGUACUUUUACUGGAACCUUCAAUAUGCCAGCGGGAAGCAGACCGAGUUUCCUAUUGAACCUGAAUUGGUUCUGGAGUUAAUGAUGGCAGCCAAUUAUCUCCAUACAUGAUUGCGACAUUUCUCUCUCGGGCAACCAGAUCGAAUUUGACAUUCGCCUCUAGUGAUUGCCGAGGAGGAUGUGCGAGGAUGAUAGUACCCGAGAUUCUGAAAGGGCUUGAAGAGCAUACGAAAUCUGCAUUGGUUUCAAGCUCUGGAAUCUGCAAAUGUAGUGUGUAUAUAUAUAUAUGUGACACUCUGGUAGCCAAAUUCUUGUAGUUAUGAGAUAUUGUAAUAUCAAAAAACGGCAGUGAUUAUUCUCAAUUAGAGAAAACCCGAGUCGAAUAGUUUU
Molecule: messenger RNA, 720 nt
Organism: Pyrus x bretschneideri (Chinese white pear)
Lineage: Eukaryota; Viridiplantae; Streptophyta; Magnoliopsida; Rosales; Rosaceae
Product: elongin-C
Exons: 4
Coding region: 145-441 (98 amino acids)
Biological process (GO): ubiquitin-dependent protein catabolic process
Cellular component (GO): elongin complex
Molecular function (GO): protein-macromolecule adaptor activity
Source: RefSeq, a predicted model, not a curated record